CGCAGUAGCUUCGAGUUUCGACCAUUUUGGUGGAGUGGUAUGGUCCCUGGAGCGCUUACCUCUACAGUUAGUCUACUAAUUCUAGCAACUGUUAUCUCUUGCUUCUUACUUACAUCUAUCAUCUCUCUACAGGCCAGAAUGACUCUUGUCCCAGCAAUCACCCUCGACGUUGCUGUGAGAGCCAACCCGGCGCGGAUCUUACCAGCUCUGCUUGUCUGCACCUCUUACCAAAGAAGAGGCUUGGUGGAACUGAUCACUAACCAGCAAGGUGAUAUCGAAACUUUUCCGGAUGGGUCCGUCGUCCAACUACGAACAUCGGAUAGAUCAGUGGUUGUGGACCAAGCAGUCCUGGAGUAUCUUUUCCAGUUGGACAAGGAAACCCUAGAUCACAACCAACAAUGGCUUACGUAUUGCAACGAUUUAAAUUCUCCCGACUACCAGGAGCUGAAACCUCUUCUCAGUCAACUGAAUGGACAUCUGCUGGUGCGAAGUUUCGUGACCGGCUACGAUGUUGGACCUGCAGAUCUCGCGAUUUGGGGCGCCCUCCGUGGAAACCAUAUCGCGCAAAAUGCAGUCAAGAAGGCCUCGAACAACGUUUGGCGCUGGUAUCGCUAUGUGGAGACUUCCAUGCCUUGGGUUGCUGAGAAAGCAUAUGAGCUCGCAAGUCAGACAGGGAAGAAAAAAUACACAGAUAGCGCGGCUGGAGCAAGUUAUGACCUUGGCCUUCCUCAGCUCGAUAUCCCAAUUGUGACACGAUUUCCUCCUGAGCCAUCUGGAUAUCUGCACAUCGGGCAUGCAAAAGCAGCCCUUUUGAAUGACUACUUUGCACACAAGAAUGAGGGUGGAAUUCUUAUUUGCCGCUUCGAUGACACGAAUCCAUCGAAAGAAUCGAUAGAAUUUCAAGAUUCGAUUACCGAAGACCUCAAAGUCAUGGAAAUCUAUCCCGACAAGACAACAUUUUCUAGCGAUUACUUUCAGCAAAUGUAUGACUAUGCUAUCAAAAUGAUCAUGUCUGGCAGAGCUUUUGCCGAUGACUCUGAGCUUGGAAAAGGAGACGAGGACCGGAAGAAUCGUCGUCCCAGCAAAUGUCGCGAUCUUGGUAUCGAAGAGACUCUAGCGCGGUUUAAGGAUAUGCAGUCCGGUUCCCAUGAGGGCCAAAGAUGGUGCUUGCGUGCCAGAAUCGCCUACGAUUCUCCCAAUGGCGCCAUGAGAGACCCGGUGAUUUACCGAUGCAAUCAGUUACCUCACCACCGGACCGGCACAGCGUGGAAGAUUUAUCCGACAUACGACUUCUGCGCUCCAAUCUUGGACUCCAUCGAGGGGGUUACCUUAGCCCUGCGCACAAACGAGUAUAGAGAUCGUAACGCUCAGUACGAAUGGAUGCAAGAAGCCCUUGGCCUACGAAGAGUGCCCAUCUGGGACUUUUCCCGCAUGAAUUUCGUGCGCACACUUCUCUCCAAGCGUAAGCUUGCUCACAUUAUCGUAAAAGGCAAAGUCUCGGGUUGGGAUGACCCUCGCAUGCCAACAAUCAGAGGGAUACUCCGCCGUGGCAUGAUGGUAGCUCCACUACGUGCAUUUGUUUUGAUGCAAGGUCCAAGCCGCAAUAUCCUGAACCUUGAAUGGGGCGCACUGUGGGCCAUGAACAGGAAAGAAAUCGAUCAAGUCGCGCCACGGCAUACAGCCAUAGACGAAACACAGUCGAUCGCUUGUGAGGUUCGUGGUGUCAAUGGCCCAAUCAAAAGUAAGAAGCCCAAACAUGGCAAAGUCCCUGAGCUUGGUGAGAAAACAGUCCUCUACGGUGGAAACAUCAUUAUCGAGCAGACUGACGGUCAUUCCUUUGAGAUUAAUGAGGAGAUCACCUUGAUGAACUGGGGCAACGCUCUCGUACGUGAAAUCACCUGCAAUCCAGGCGGCGGGAUCGUCACAAAUCUGGUUCUUGAGCUGUAUCUUCAGGGUGACGUCAAGAAGACGAAAAAAAAGGUCACCUGGCUUGCGGCAUCUCCCGAAAAUCUGGUCCCCAUUGAGCUUGUGAGAUUUGACUACCUAAUCACUAAGGACAAACUUGAAAAAAGCGACAAACUCGAAGAUUUCUUAACCGAACGGACUGAAUUCAGGCAUCGGGCAUUAGCGGACUGUAACGUGUCACAGCUUACAUUUGGAUCGAUCAUUCAAUUCGAACGCAAGGGUUUUUACAGGCUUGAUUGCUUGAAUAGGAUGGACUCGAGGCUCACCUUCUUUGAGAUUCCUUCAGGGAGAUCGUGACAAUAUGGAACUAAAAUCAUAAUAAAACUUGAAGACAAUCUUCCUCAGGCUUCCAAGCUCUAGUAGUUAGAUAAAAGAAAAGGAUAUUUAUUACAUAUAAAGUCAUAAGAUUACUAGUAUAUGAUGCUUUAUGGUCUAAUCCAUGUUCUAUGCACAUAUAA
This is a messenger RNA of Pseudovirgaria hyperparasitica, 2423 nucleotides long. Its product is annotated as glutamyl-tRNA synthetase. Gene Ontology annotation, cellular component: cytosol; cytoplasm; methionyl glutamyl tRNA synthetase complex. Gene Ontology annotation, molecular function: ATP binding; glutamate-tRNA ligase activity. The record is from RefSeq and is a predicted model, not a curated record. The transcript has a single exon. Lineage: Eukaryota; Fungi; Ascomycota; Dothideomycetes; Acrospermales; Acrospermaceae. Bases 139 to 2262 code for a protein of 707 amino acids. Gene Ontology annotation, biological process: translation; glutamyl-tRNA aminoacylation.